CGUUUCAGGGAUGGCGGACCGUGCGACCCUGGAGGAGGCCGUGAGGCUCCAAGGCGAGCGAGUGCGGGGUCUCAAGCAGCAGAAGGCGGGCGCUGAGCUGAUCGAGGAGGAGGUAGCCAAGCUCUUAAAGCUGAAGGCACAGUUGGGCCCUGAUGAAGGAAAACAGAAGUUUGUGCUUAAGACUCCAAAGGGCACAAGGGACUACAACCCUAGGCAGAUGGCUGUUCGGGAAAAGGUUUUUGAUGUGAUCAUCAGCUGCUUCAAGCGCCAUGGUGCAGAAGUAAUUGAUACUCCUGUGUUUGAAUUGAAGGAAACACUGACUGGAAAGUAUGGGGAGGACUCUAAACUCAUCUAUGACCUAAAGGAUCAGGGUGGUGAGCUGUUGGCCCUUCGUUAUGACCUCACUGUUCCUUUUGCUCGAUACUUGGCAAUGAAUAAAUUGACCAACAUUAAACGCUACCACAUUGCCAAGGUGUACCGACGAGAUAACCCUGCAAUGACUCGUGGUCGUUACCGGGAGUUCUACCAGUGUGAUUUUGACAUUGCUGGGCAGUUUGACCCUAUGAUCCCUGAUGCAGAAUGUCUGAAAAUCAUCUGUGAGAUCCUGAGUGCACUUCAGUUGGGGGACUUUGUUAUCAAGGUGAAUGACAGGCGAAUUCUGGAUGGGAUGUUCAAUGUCUGUGGGGUUCCUGACAGCAAGUUCCGUACCAUUUGCUCUUCAGUGGACAAGCUAGACAAGAUGUCAUGGGAAAAUGUGAAGAAUGAAAUGGUGGAAGAGAAAGGCCUGGCCUCUGAGGUGGCAGAUCAUAUUGGGGCUUAUGUCAAGCAGCAUGGUGGAGUGUCCCUAGUAGAGCAGCUACUGCAGGAUUCCAAACUCUCACAGAACAAGCAGGCCCUGGAGGGAUUGGGAGACCUGAAACUUCUGUUUGAGUAUCUGACCCUGUUUGGUAUUGCAGAGAAGGCUUCUGAGGAAAAACUUCGGACCACAGAGACCCAGGUGCUUGUGGCUGCAGCCCAAAAAAAACUCUUGGAGGAAAGGCUAAAGCUUGUUGCAGAACUGUGGGACAGGGGAAUUAAGGCUGAGCUACUAUACAAGAAGAACCCCAAACUGCUGACGCAGUUGCAGUACUGUGAGGAGACUGGUAUCCCACUAGUGGCCAUCAUUGGGGAGCAGGAGCUGAAGGAUGGUGUCAUCAAACUGCGCUGUGUGGCUAGCAGAGAAGAGGUGGACAUUCGGAAAGAAAACCUUGUAGAAGAAAUCAGGAAACGAACAAGCCAAUACCCUGCCACCAUCUGCUGAACUGAAGGAAGUCAGUGGAUAGUAGAAAUUGCACUACUUAGAAACUGGUCCAUCUUCUUCAGUUGCUUUGCACAAUCUAUUCCCAGAGGGAAGAAUUAGAGGGAGUGCAGAACUUAUUAAUACUUUAUUGUAAAAUCACUGGCAAGGGUAGUCGGCAUAUAACUUCAUUUUCUCAAAGAGGUUGCUUUCUGGCAUAUGAUAUGAACUGAAUCUUCCCAGGCUGUGUUGGCCCUGGGUGUCUCCCUCCCCCCCCAUCCCCCCCAGUGCAUUGUGUGCAGUGUCCCCAUGUUUAUGGUAGAAAAGCCUUGAUGCCAACAUUUUCCAUCAGUUUUGUGAAGCCAAUUACCUGUGGGUCCAAUAAAAUGCCUAAAACUUC
This is a messenger RNA of Gracilinanus agilis (Agile Gracile Mouse Opossum), 1676 nucleotides long. RefSeq names its product histidyl-tRNA synthetase 1 (gene HARS1). NCBI's taxonomy places the organism in Eukaryota, Metazoa, Chordata, Mammalia, Didelphimorphia, Didelphidae. The record is from RefSeq and is a predicted model, not a curated record. Gene Ontology annotation, cellular component: cytoplasm; mitochondrion. Gene Ontology annotation, biological process: tRNA aminoacylation for protein translation; mitochondrial translation. The transcript is spliced from 12 exons. The coding region runs from base 11 to 1300 and encodes 429 amino acids. Gene Ontology annotation, molecular function: identical protein binding; aminoacyl-tRNA ligase activity; ATP binding.